CAGCCUUCAGUAGUUAGCAUCGCGGCGUCAGGCUCAGGCAGUGAUCCCGUUGCUUGCAUUGGCUCCACGAAGACUGAAGUAUAUCAAACUCUGAAGCAAUUAAACUCGAGUCAAGACCGAAAAUAUCAGAUCAGUCUUGGACGAUGCGUGCCCUCAACGCCCUGGUUGUGGUGCUCCUCAGCGUACACCUUGUUUCUGCUCAGCAAUUUGUCACGCUGGUGAAGCAAUGCCACGAGCAGUUCCUGGACCGCUUCAACGAAUGCUUAAUUAGCGCCGUGAAGCGCGUGCAGCCCACUCUCGUCAAAGGCAACCCGGAGCUGAAUGUGCCCAGCUUAGACCCCCUACGCCUGGGCGACUUCUCGUUUGUUCAAACUGAAGGCCCCGUCACGGUCAACGCCUUCUACUCCGAUACCCUCGUGUACGGCGUGCCCAAGUUCGACAUCAAGUACCUCGACCUGAACGUGCAGAACGGCUCCAUGCACUUUGGGAUCACCCUCCCAUCCAUGACCGUCCGGGGGAAGUACAAGAUCGGAGGUCGUGUCUUCGAGCUCCCCAUUGAGGGAGAGGGUGAUAGGGGGACACUUUACACCGGCAUCUCUGUUGAGGGUAUCGGCGAAGUCAGGCCCCACGCAGGCUUCUUGCGCAUAGGCAACAUUAAGCUGGACUUCGAUUUCAAAACCAUGGUUACCAAGAUGGAGAACCUCUUCCCUAACAACCGAGUUAUGGGUGACACUGUCCACCACUUCCUGAACAACAACUACCAAACGGUGGCCGACGAAGUCCGGCCUGAAGUGUCGCGCCAGCUCGGCAAUUUCUUCGUUGAGUUCUUCAACCGUAUCCUGACGAAGGUGCCAGCCGCAGUGCCACGCGGUGCCAGCAUCAACACCAACGACAAGCACAGAAAGAAGACCCUUCAGGAUUUGGCACUCCGCCGCAUUUCUUCUGCAUCGAGAAACUGAAUGCAUAAAAUUAUGAUUGAAGAAUGAUCCUUGAGAUUCACCCGAAUUUAAUGAGUAUUUUGAAAAUUUAGUUAGCAAAUUUGGAAAUAAUUGCUGCGAAUUAUGACCUCCAGGUUUCUAAGGACCGCAAAUUUUGACCUCUGAAACCUUGUCCAUUGAUAAUUGUUAUCUUGUACACGUGAUUCAUAGCUGCCAUAUGUAUGGGCAGUUGCCCAAUAACGUACGCAUUCUGUAAUCGGCACUUAAACAAUGCUUAUAAAAUACUUGGUUUCAAAACCUUCAACAGAACAUUAAAAAAUUCGUAAUAACUAAAAUUAUCUUAUAAAUUUGGAUUUGCCCGAUCAGAACUGAUCAUUCACACAAUAAUUUAAUGCCGGUCGAAAAGGACGCUAGGGCUUGUGUCUCGAAUUAAAAGUAAAAGAUUUCAAGGUUUUUCACUGAAAAUAAAACCUUUUAAAUAUUUCGGAUAACCUGUACGCGAUAGAUUUCUUCUAAAUAAUAGGACAGGCAGUUUUAUUGCUGCAGAAGUAUCACCGCCUGGACGAUGCAUUAAUUUAGCUCCCUAAGUCCUUGAGCCAAAACACAUUUCUUAAAAAUACAAAUAAGAGUCGCUCAUGAUGGAGAAUUUCAAUAACGUUAUAGUCUGAAGCUCAAAUAAGAAUCAUUCAAAUUUUUAAACAAAUUGUUUUUAGUUCUAAAGGAUUUCCUGAGGUCUCUUCAUAUUUACGUAGUUUGUAGUAGUUAUUUAGCACUGUUAGUUUGAGUGUCCGUUUGUUGAUCAUUUCUGUUUUACGGACAAUUAUAUCACUUGUUACGUGUUUACGUAUUAUGAUCAAAUUCAAGUAGAACUAUUAUAUUGUCAAUAGUAUGUCAAUUCAAGGCCAGCAAGCCUUUGUUCUUCAGUUGUAUACCAGAUUCCACCCAAAUACAGUUCCCCAAACCUCUA
Hyalella azteca is the source of this 1905-nucleotide messenger RNA. Its product is annotated as protein takeout. Lineage: Eukaryota; Metazoa; Arthropoda; Malacostraca; Amphipoda; Hyalellidae. The transcript is spliced from 6 exons. Bases 144 to 959 code for a protein of 271 amino acids. The record is from RefSeq and is a predicted model, not a curated record.